AUGGAUCUCAACGCGACGACAUCAACCAUUGCCGACCUGGACGAAAGCGAAGUCCAGAUGCUGGCUCAAAUGAGCUUGGCUGAGGACGAGGACGCCACGAAACCACAGGCACAAGCCCAUGUCGUAGACAACGAGCCUGAAUUAGUUGAGACCAGCUCAUCAAGGCCCAGAUCUAGCUCAGUGCCUCAUCCGCCUAAGACUCUGUGGUCUUCAUUUCUCACUUUGAGUCCAUCCCUACUCGAGCCACGCCCGUAUCGUUAUAAACCCCUGCUCAGUAAAGGUGACUUUCGCCUUCUCAGCAUCUCCAGGUCCGGUGUCGGCAAGCAGCUCUACUUCCAGAUGACCCGCCAAAGAAUGGACGAUUGCCCUCGUUACGAAGCCAUCUCAUACACUUGGGGAAGCACAGAUCGGACCCAGAAGAUCUUCCACGCCUUCACCGGGGAAGUCCUUUAUAUCACGAACAACUGCGCAUCUGCAUUGAACAGUCUCUAUACCGACAGCGAACGACGGCUCUGGAUAGAUGCUAUCUGCAUCAAUCAAAACGACAUAGAGGAACGGAGCUUGCAGGUGUCGAUGAUGGCGGACAUCUUUCGCAACGCAUCCAGAACAAUUGCCUACAUUGGAGAAUCAGACGAGGCUACAGAGUAUCUCGUAUGGCGUACGACUCGUCGCCGUGGGGGUUCUGACGACUUUAGAAACAAGAACCUCUACGAAUCCAACCGAGGCCAUCUCCCCUCCUCAAGUUCGAGGGACUACGAGUUCCACCAGGUCAAGGCAGCGGCGAGCCGAUCAUGGUUUUCCAGAUCUUGGGUCGUCCAGGAAGUUCUCCUCUCAAGAAAUCUUGUUAUGCAAGCCGGUACAGAUGUCAUGGAUUUUACUGGAAUAUGUGCGAUUCUCCAAAGGCAUGCGAAAAACCCUGAAAGGGCGGUGCCCGGCAUUACGAAUACUUUUCUUCGCUAUGGUAGUGAAGAGCAGGUCCAGACUCGCCAUCACAAGCGCUUCGCUGGUUGGGCCGCGCUCGAUGAUGUCCGUCUUCUUUCUCCGGGAAUUCCAUCGAAAAGAUACCUCAGGUACUGGCAGCUUUUCAACUUGCUGUUCGAGACAGCUCCCUACCAGUGUCGAGACGCCCGGGACAAGCUGUUCGCCUUGAUUUCCCUCUUUGACGGUGACCCUCCAGAGGAACUAAGACCAGACUAUUCUCUCGAUGUGGGAGAAGUAUACGCCAAUAUCAGCAGGUACUUCAUAGCUUCUGAAGGCAUUACACUAGGACUUUCUGCGGCAAAGGGCGUGCAUUCUGCAGGCGACAUUCCCUCCUGGGCGAUUGAUUGGCGAGAUGAGCCUUCCUUGGACGCACUUCUCCGCAGCGACUUGGGCGAUCGGGCGCAGUACAGUGCAGGCUUCGUACCUACAGGUCGUCUUUCCGGUUCCACGCUCCACACGACUAUUCCUGCUGUCCCUUCAAAAGGCCCCGUCCUCCGACUGCGUGGCCUUCGAGCAGGUGUAUUCUCCAGUACAGCUACUUUGAUGCCGAGGCUGAAGAUAGACUGGUUGUGCCAUCACGACCAUGGAGAAGAGCCAACACCUUAUGAGAACUGGCGCUUCCCGGACGCUACACAAGUGGGCGACAUGGUAGCUGUCUUCCUGGGCUUUGAGGUCCCUUUCGUGUUUCACAAAGCCGCCAACGGCUGGCUCCUCGUGGGCGAAUGCGAUAUCGAAGAGAUCAUGUACGGACAGGCUCUGACCGCGUUGUCUCUGAUGCGUGACCAGAUCGAUGCAGACGUGCCGCCUUCGCCGCUUGAGGACUUUGACAUUGUGUGA
Molecule: messenger RNA, 1818 nt
Organism: Zasmidium cellare ATCC 36951
Lineage: Eukaryota; Fungi; Ascomycota; Dothideomycetes; Mycosphaerellales; Mycosphaerellaceae
Exons: 1
Coding region: 1-1818 (605 amino acids)
Source: RefSeq, a predicted model, not a curated record